Messenger RNA from Nematolebias whitei (Rio pearlfish), 1292 nucleotides. RefSeq names its product lin-7 homolog B (C. elegans) (gene lin7b). Gene Ontology annotation, cellular component: basolateral plasma membrane; MPP7-DLG1-LIN7 complex; synapse. NCBI's taxonomy places the organism in Eukaryota, Metazoa, Chordata, Actinopteri, Cyprinodontiformes, Rivulidae. The coding region runs from base 156 to 818 and encodes 220 amino acids. The transcript has 6 exons. Gene Ontology annotation, molecular function: L27 domain binding. Gene Ontology annotation, biological process: neurotransmitter secretion; protein localization to basolateral plasma membrane; maintenance of epithelial cell apical/basal polarity. The record is from RefSeq and is a predicted model, not a curated record.
GACUCUGGUGUGACUGCUCACGCGCUGAUGUGCGUCAGGUUGUCCCUUUGUCUCGGUGUGUCUCUGCUCGUCUUGUCCUCGUCUGGACACAUGGACUCGUCUCUGUGAGACUGCUCGAAUUCAGAGGUCUCGGUGGAGCAGCAGGACUCGACAGGAUGAUAUCCUCCUUCUACCACCCCGCGAAGGACGCAGACAUGGCGGCCACAAGCGAACCCCUCUGCCUGGAGAGAGAUGUUUGCAGGGUGAUUGAGCUGCUUGACCGGCUUCAGCGGACCGGGGAGCUGCCUCCUCCCAAACUGCAGGCCCUUCAGAGAGUCCUACAGAGCAAGUUCUGUGCUGCCAUCAGGGAGGUGUACGAGCAGCUUUACGACACUCUCGACAUUGUUGGAGGACCAGAGGUGCGAGCACAAGCUACAGCCAAGGCCACCGUGGCUGCCUUUGCAGCCAGCGAGGGUCAUGCCCACCCAAGGGUGGUGGAGCUGCCCAAGACUGAAGAGGGACUGGGCUUCAACAUCAUGGGGGGGAAAGAGCAGAACUCCCCCAUCUACAUCUCCAGAGUUAUUCCUGGAGGGGUAGCUGAUCGCCAAGGAGGGCUGAAGAGAGGAGACCAGCUGCUGUCAGUCAACGGAGUGAGCGUGGAGGCAGAACAACACGAGAAAGCCGUGGAGCUGCUAAAAGCUGCCCAGGGUUCGGUCAAACUGGUGGUCCGCUACACACCCAAGGUCCUGGAAGAGAUGGAGGCCCGCUUUGAGAAGAUGAGGAGCGCUCGGAGACGACAACAGCACAGCAGCUACUCAUCUCUGGAGUCCAGGGGUUGACUUAUCCAGUACCUCUACCCACCUGUGCACCCUGACCUGAGAUGACAGAACAAAGACAGAAGCAAAUAAAAACAAUAACCAAAGUAGCCUGUUAUCUGAAGCCAAUGUUGAAGUUUUGGAUUCUCUCCCAUCCCACUUCCUCAGACAUCAGAUCUGUAAGAUCACCUUGUACUGAAAUCAUCGUCUGAGUCCUCCCACCCAAGGCCUAGAGAUUACCUUUAGUGUUUGAGAAAAGAGCCCGCGCUCUGUCUCCUCUUGUUGUUUAACUUUACAAUGCAUUAAUCAGCAGUGCCAGAGUUUGCUGCAGACCUCAAUGGCAGAGGAAACACCUUCACACUCCUCCAUUACAGGUCUUUGAUACAAGGAUAACCAUUUGCAUCCCUGGCUGGUGAGAGUUGACUAUGAGUGGGAGAGUUUUUGGGUUGAUCUAUUUGUGUUUAAAGAACUGUCCAUUAAAUAAAUUGUAACCUUAAA